GGAGCUCGUUGGUGUAAUUGACGUCUCGUUAGUCGGAGGAGGCACUUCACGGUGCAGGACCUUUUUGUGUUACACGCCAACUUAAUGGUUUUGUGAAUCAUCUAUGAUAUUUAUGUGUACUAAUAGAUCGAAAAUACAACAAUUUGUUACGCAUUAUCGUACAUGGAAACCUGCAGUUUGGUCAGUGGGAAUUACGCCGCUGAGAUCUAAAGAAGCAGGGUGCCGCAGGUGAAUUUAUUGGUAGGCUACAGACGACGUAAAGUUAACGAAGUCUUACCAAACGUUACCUGUGUGAAUUUAACCUUUUCGGAUUUAAAACUGGAAUAUGAUCUGGUUUCAAACACCCAAAGAGACAUAAUGAUGCUGCCCACUCAACGAAACACCACCACAGCAGCAAGAAGGUACAGCCCACGCCCUCAAAUACACCUCCACACAUACAGUUGUCAGAGCGUGUCGACCAACACCCCCGAGGAGGACGACGAGACCAUGAGCAAGGGUUGUGAGAAGGACGCUGUUCCCGAUCCCGCAUCCAGCCCCCACCCUUGCCGUCAAAGCCCGCCUGGCCACCACGCCAGCUUUCUCGGCCACUCUACUUUCCGCCGACAAGGUCAUAUGAGAGAUCAGGAUGCGCACCCACAACGACACGCCGGAAAUCACGCCCGACCGCUGCCGAGCUUUGGCCUUUACCAGCCUCCGCUGGGUCUGCCCGCUGGCUACAGCCAGCCUACACCCUUCCCCAGCGGGGCAGAGGGCUCCUGGCUUCACCCCAGCUAUGCCAGCAGCUGGUCUGGGCCUGGGGCCUACCUCAGCAGCCUUCCCUCCUGCCUGGUGCCUGGAGAUUACCACAGCUACCCACUGCAGAGCCCUUAUUCCUCCAGCAAAUCUAUCUCCCUCCCAGGCAGGUACAGCCCCAGCAUGGGCAGCCUGGAGCAGCCUGGCUCCCUCCACUCUAACCCUCCCUCAGCAGACAUGCACCAACACACCCUUCCUUCAUAUUACUGCUCGCCCCAGGGGGCAGCCUGCUGUGCUCAGUGCCCCGUUGACCUCUUCAAAAUGGGGCCUGUGCCUCACCAGGGUCCCAGGCUUGGAUGCUGGCCUCCUUAUGACCCUUUGUGUUCAGAUACUUGCCGGCCUCCAAUUGGAGGCCACAUGCACAGCUCCCGCGUGCACCCCAAUGUUCCCAAAGCUCAGCUAGGCAGUACAGCACUGUCCCUGGAGCAGAGAAGGGUGUUUGUGACUUACGAGGCAGACAACGAAAAGCACGUAAACGAUGUGAUCAACUUUGUGGGUCUCCUCCGACACAACGGCUUCGAUACGCACAUUGACAUGUUCGAGCAGCAGUUUAGGAGCAUAAGCAAGAUUGACUUCAUGGAGAGGUACCUCAGUGAGAAGGAGUACCUGAUCAUCAUCGUCAUCAGCCCCAAAUACUACGAGACAGUGACUGCCGCCCCGGUUAGUCUGCAACACGACGAGCAGACGCUCGCCACAGUCUACAUCCACAAGCAGCUACAGAAUGAAUUCAUUCACAACGGGAGCAAGAACUUCAGAUUUAUUCCUAUUGUGUUUCCUGGAGCCCAGAAGUGCCAUGUCCCCACCUGGUUACAGAACACCCACGUGUACAGCUGGCCCCGGAACCGUGACGACAUCCUCCGACGCCUGAUGAGAGUGGAGAAGUAUAACCCUCCACCCAUCGGUGAGCUGCCCACCAUCAUCUCCAUACCCAUCUAGCCCCCAGCGCCGCCUAGCCCCCAGGGCCGCCUAGCCCCCAGGGCCGCCUAGCCCCCAGGGCCGCCUAGCCCCCAGGGCCGCCUAGCCCCCAGGGCCGCCUAGCCCCCAGGGCCGCCUAGCCCCCAGCGCCGCCUAGCCCCCAGCCCCACCUAGACCCCAGCCCCGCCUAGACCCUGCCCCCAGCCCCACCUAGACCCCAGCCCCACCUAACCCGGCCCGCUGUGGAGGUGAAGUGGGGUGGUGAGGAUGACUCCUGGACAUUUAAAAAUGGGAGGGUUUGACCUCACGGAGUCUCGCAUCAAAAGCCUUGCUUGAACUUGGACUGUUGUUUCCUGCUAAACUGACCAUUGGCCCCGCUGUGACGAGGCGGGAUCUCUGUGCUGCUGUAUGAAGCAGCAGGACCUGCAGGUGCACCACCUGGACACGGGGCUUGUGCACAGUUUAACUGCUCCUGUCACUGAAGACAAGUGGCUGGCAUGAAGACGCUUUCAUUAUUUUCACAAUGUGAGGCACUGAACAUAUUUACAGUAAGUGCAAACUGUUUUUUUUACUUCAUGCACUAAUAGCAGCUGUAGCCUCAGGUCUGCGAUUGCACAGCAUUUCUGAGUCAUACAUUCAUGUGUUAUUGAGUCAUACAGUAGAAUAAUGUAUAACAUAAUUGAUGGUGAACAUUGUGACACAGAGCUUGUUAAGUUCCUUAGAAGAUUCACUUGAUGUUUUUGCUGAUUGUGCAGGUAGUUGCUUCCUCCUUGCUCUGUCGUCUACAUCAUGUACGUCAGACUGUCUUCCUAUGUAGUUCAUCACACUGUAUUUGCUGAACUAUAUGAUAACGUUAAUCCAAAGAAAACGUGUGUGUAGGGGGGGGGGGGAUUUAUAGAAUUGGAUAUAGUUUUUUUCUUUUUUAAGAUAUCUUUUUUGGCCUUUUUAUUGAUUUGCUGGAUGGCAACAAAGAUACAAGAAAUGUAUGGGAGAGGGGAAGACACAUAGAAAUA
This is a messenger RNA of Osmerus eperlanus (European smelt), 2720 nucleotides long. It is a transcript of the gene traf3ip2l, whose product is annotated as TRAF3 interacting protein 2-like. Lineage: Eukaryota; Metazoa; Chordata; Actinopteri; Osmeriformes; Osmeridae. Gene Ontology annotation, biological process: humoral immune response; positive regulation of canonical NF-kappaB signal transduction. The transcript is spliced from 10 exons. The record is from RefSeq and is a predicted model, not a curated record. Bases 358 to 1728 code for a protein of 456 amino acids.